Messenger RNA from Sebastes umbrosus (honeycomb rockfish), 2823 nucleotides. It is a transcript of the gene cpt1b, whose product is annotated as carnitine palmitoyltransferase 1B (muscle). The transcript has 19 exons. NCBI's taxonomy places the organism in Eukaryota, Metazoa, Chordata, Actinopteri, Perciformes, Sebastidae. Gene Ontology annotation, molecular function: carnitine O-palmitoyltransferase activity. The record is from RefSeq and is a predicted model, not a curated record. Gene Ontology annotation, biological process: carnitine metabolic process; fatty acid metabolic process. Bases 153 to 2519 code for a protein of 788 amino acids. Gene Ontology annotation, cellular component: mitochondrion.
AAAACCACACCAAGGGCACUGGAGUCACACAGAUUAGCUAUACAAGCCUGAGUUCAGAGGAAUUUCACUGCCUCACUGACAGAAAGCAAAGUCACAGCUUUCCUCUGCCUGACUGGAUUAUACUGACUCUGCUCUGACAGUGCUGUUGAGAGAUGGCUGAGGCGCAUCAGGCGGUGGGCUUCCAGUUCACUGUGCGUCCUGAUGGUGUGGACAUCAAACUGAGCGAGGAGGUCAUCAAGAACAUCUACCUGUCUGGAGUCACAGCAUGGAAGAAGAGAGCCAUUCAAUUCAAGAAUGGUGUGUUGGCUGGAGUAUAUCCUGCUAGUCCGUCCAGUUGGCUGAUAGUUGUGAUCGCCAUGAUGAGUUCCUUGUAUAUCCGCAUAGACCCCUCUCUAGGAAUGAUUGACGCCAUCAAGGAAAACCUACCACACAGAGACUAUGUAUCGGUGCAGACCCGAGCGGUGCUGAGUGCCAUCCUGUUUGCCACUGGACUCUGGCUGUUCCUCAUCUACCUCCUGAGAUACACUCUCAAAGUCCUGCUCUCCUACCACGGAUGGAUUUUUGAAUCCCAUGGGAAGAUGAGGACAUCUACCAAAGUGUGGCUGAGCCUGGUGAAGAUGUUCUCUGGGCGCAGGCCACUGCUCUACAGUUUCCAGGCCUCCUUACCCAGGCUCCCUGUGCCCAGUGUGGAUGAUACAAUUCGCAGGUACCUGGAGUCGGUCCAUUCCCUGCUGGACAGAGAACAGUACAACCACAUGGAGAUGUUGGCCAAUGACUUUAUAGACUCUAAAGCAGCCCAGCUACAGAGAUGUCUGAUCCUAAAAUCCUGGUGGGAGACAAAUUAUGUAAGUGACUGGUGGGAGGAGUACAUCUACCUCAGGGGCAGGAGUCCCAUCAUGGUGAACAGCAACUUCUAUAUAAUGGACCUCUUGUACGUGACCCCGACACACCGACAGGCUGCCCGGGCAGGGAACGUGGUUCACGCCAUGCUGCAGUACAGACGCAAACUAGAACGUGGUGAACACGCACCGCUGAGGGCUUUGGGAACCGUCCCUAUGUGUUCCACACAGAUGGAAAGGAUGUUUAACACCACCCGCAUCCCUGGGAUUGAAACCGAUAUUGUUCAGCACCUGACUGACCGUAAGCACCUGGUUGUCUACCACAAGGGCCGCUUCUUCCAGUUGUGGCUGUACACUGGAGGGCGCCACCUCUUACCCAGUGAACUUGAGACACAGUUUCAAAGGAUCCUCAAUGAUACAUCAGAACCGCAGCCAGGAGAACUCAAAUUAGCUGCCCUGACUGCAGGAAACAGGGUUCCAUGGGCUCGGGCUCGGAUUAAAUAUUUCAGCCAAGGAGGAAACAAAUUGUCCCUGGACGCCAUUGAGUCAGCUGCCUUCUUCCUGACACUAGAUGAGGAGCCGCAGGGUUACGACCCUGCAAAGACCAAAUCACUUGACAGUUACGCCAAGUCCCUGCUUCAUGGAAAAUGCUACGACAGGUGGUUUGACAAGUCUUUCACCUUGAUCUCUUAUCCAAAUGGAAAAAUGGGUAUAAAUGCUGAGCAUUCUUGGGCUGAUGCACCAGUUGUAGGACAUAUGUGGGAGUAUGUCCUUGCAACAGACUGCUUCCAUCUCGGCUACACGGAGGAGGGACACUGUAAAGGGGACGUGAACAAAGGCCUGCCUCAUCCCACUCGACUACAGUGGCAGAUUCCAAAGGAGUGCCAACACGCCAUUGAGACUUCGUACCUGUCAGCCAAGCAGAUAGCUGAUGACGUGGACUUCCACGGCUAUCUGUUUAAUGAGUUUGGGAAGGGACUGAUCAAGAAGUGCAGGUGCAGCCCCGAUGCCUUUAUUCAGCUGGCUCUGCAGCUGGCACAGUUCAGGGACCAGGGAGUGUUCUGUUUGACGUACGAGUCCUCGAUGACUCGUAUGUUCAGAGAUGGUCGGACAGAGACGGUGCGCUCCUGCACUUCUGAGGCUGUUGCAUUCGUCAGAGCCAUGGAGGACGCAGGUGCAACAAACGCCCAGAGACUUGCCCUGUUUCGGAAGGCAGCAGAUAAGCAUCAGAACAUGUACCGUCUGGCCAUGACUGGUUCUGGUAUCGACCGCCACCUCUUCUGCCUCUACAUAGUGUCCAAAUACAUCCGUGUGGACUCGCCAUUCCUGAAGAAGGUGCUUUCGGAGCCCUGGAAGUUGUCCACCAGCCAGACUCCACAGCAGCAGCUCAAUUUAAUUGACAUCAACAAGUUCCCGAAAUAUGUCAGUGCCGGUGGUGGAUUUGGCCCAGUGGCGGAUGAUGGUUACGGCGUGUCUUAUAUCAUUGUUGGGGAAAACCUCAUCACAUUCCACAUCUCCUGCAAGUUCUCCAGCCCUGACACAGACUCGUUCCGGUUUAGUCAGCACAUUUGUAAGGCCAUGGUGGAUAUCCAAGCGCUUUUCAAACAGCAUGAAAACGAUAAGAAGACGGUUGAGAACGCAAAGCAUGUACAGUGGGAAAAUGGGAAAAAGCACAUAUAACAGACCGUGUGGGGUUGUACUGUAUGCUGGAUUUGGCUCACAUGCAAGUUCUGGUGACAGGUUGCACUGCUGACCUUUUUGGUCACAUGAUAAGAGCUGGUCAUUCCACUCAGUCAGACCAGUUGUUACUUCUCUAAUUUAUUUCUUUAUUUUAUAUUGUACCUUCCAGAGCGGUGUUGUUUUGGUGCUGAGGGAAAGAUGUAAUCUUUAAUAAUUUUGCGAUGGUUGUUUCUCCCUCCUUUUUGUCAGUUUAUGCCACAGAAUGUAUAUAAAGCUAAAGUAAUAAAUCUAAAUAGAAUCUUUA